Messenger RNA from Indicator indicator, 1365 nucleotides. RefSeq names its product gamma-aminobutyric acid receptor subunit gamma-4. Gene Ontology annotation, molecular function: inhibitory extracellular ligand-gated monoatomic ion channel activity; transmitter-gated monoatomic ion channel activity involved in regulation of postsynaptic membrane potential; GABA-gated chloride ion channel activity. Gene Ontology annotation, biological process: signal transduction; regulation of postsynaptic membrane potential; monoatomic ion transmembrane transport. The transcript is spliced from 9 exons. Bases 1 to 1365 code for a protein of 454 amino acids. Lineage: Eukaryota; Metazoa; Chordata; Aves; Piciformes; Indicatoridae. Gene Ontology annotation, cellular component: synapse; GABA-A receptor complex; postsynapse. The record is from RefSeq and is a predicted model, not a curated record.
AUGCCCGGGACGGUCCUCCUGCUCUGCCUGGCCCUCGGGCCGGUCCUGCGCGCCAGGUGUGAGAGCACAGAGGAAUAUGAUUAUGAUUACCUCAGCAUCAAUAAAACCUGGGUCCUCACCCCCAAGGCACAGGAGACUGACGCCACACAGAUCCUCAACUCCCUGCUGAAGAACUAUGACAACAAGCUGAGGCCUGACAUUGGCAUUAAGCCCACGUUCAUCGACGUGGAUAUCUACGUGAACAGCAUUGGGCCGGUCUCUGUCAUCCAGAUGGAGUACACUAUUGACAUCUUCUUUGCUCAGACGUGGUACGACCGGCGUCUUCGUUUCAACAGCACCCUGAAGGCCCUCACGCUGAACACCAACAUGGUGAGCCGCAUCUGGAUCCCAGACACCUUUUUCAGGAACUCCAAGCGGGCUGAUUCCCACUGGAUAACCACUCCUAAUCAGCUCCUCCGCAUCUGGAAUGAUGGAAAAGUGCUCUACACGCUCAGGCUGACAAUUGAGGCUGAAUGUCUGCUCCAGCUGCAGAAUUUCCCAAUGGACACUCACUCCUGCCCUUUGGUUUUUUCCAGCUAUGGCUACCCGAGGGAGGAGAUUGUCUAUCGCUGGCGGCGCUACUCCAUUGAGGUCUCCGACCAGCGCACCUGGAGGCUCUAUCAGUUUGACUUCACAGGGCUGAGGAACACCUCAGAAGUUCUCAGGACUGGGGCAGGGGAGUACAUGGUGAUGACAGUUUCUUUUGACCUCAGUAGACGUAUGGGGUAUUUUGCCAUCCAGACCUACAUUCCCUGCAUCCUGACUGUCGUUCUUUCCUGGGUUUCCUUCUGGAUCAAGAGAGACUCUACACCAGCCAGGACAUCUCUGGGUAUCACAACUGUGCUAACAAUGACCACCUUGAGUACCAUCUCCCGCAAGCACCUUCCGCGUGUCUCCUAUAUCACAGCCAUGGACCUCUUUGUCUCUGUGUGCUUCAUCUUCGUCUUUGCAGCUCUCAUGGAGUAUGCUACACUCAACUACCUGGUGGGAAACAAGAAACCACUUGAGCACAACAACAGGAAAACCAGGCUGCCUCCAGCUGGUGCGCAGGUGAUGCCAUCCUAUACCACCAUCAACAUCAACAACGUCAUGCACUGGCCCCCAGAGAUAGAGGAGGAUGAGGAUGAAGAUCCUGGCUCCCCAUGCCUGGAAGGCAAGGAAUGUGAGAGGUUCUUCUGCUGCAUUGAGGACUGUCAGACAGGGAUGUGGCGCGAGGGGAGAGUCCGCAUUCACAUCUCCCGCCUGGACUCCUACUCUCGCGUCUUCUUCCCCACCGCCUUCCUGCUCUUCAACAUCGUCUACUGGAUUGCCUAUCUCUAUCUCUAG